Messenger RNA from Marmota flaviventris (yellow-bellied marmot), 5978 nucleotides. Lineage: Eukaryota; Metazoa; Chordata; Mammalia; Rodentia; Sciuridae. The record is from RefSeq and is a predicted model, not a curated record.
AUGGCGGCCGCAACUGUGGUGGUUCCCGCAGAGUGGAUAAAGAACUGGGAGAAAUCAGGGAGAAGCGAAUUUUUGGAGCCUGCCGCCUCCUUUGCACGAAGUCCGAGGAGGGUGAACCGUCCCGGACUCUCCCCUUCUCUCCGCCCGCCGCCGAGAAGCCCGGGGCGUCGUGAAGAGCCCCGUUUGGCACCUCUGGUCCUCCGGGGGAGCGGUGUCUUGGACUGUCCCGGCCUUGCGCAGCGCCACGGGCCGUGGGGAAGAGUGGCCGGGAUUGCCGUUUCCCCGAAGACCUAUCGGCAUUUCUUUGCUCCGUCUUUUCACCUUGGAGCUAUUUCGGAUUUCCAGCAAGCUCUCUAUGAGUUGUCAUACCAUGUCAUUAAAGGAAAUCUAAAGCACGAACAGGCAUCUAAUGUUCUUAAUGACAUUAGUGAAUUUCGUGAGGAUAUGCCUUCCAUUCUUGCUGAUGUAUUCUGCAUAUUAGAUAUUGAGACAAAUUGUUUAGAAGAAAAAAGCAAGAGAGACUAUUUUACACAGUUGGUAUUAGCAUGUUUGUAUUUAGUUUCAGACACAGUUCUAAAGGAACGCCUGGAUCCAGAAACAUUGGAAUCAUUAGGGCUUAUCAAACAAUCACAGCAAUUCAAUCAAAAGUCUGUUAAAAUCAAGACAAAACUUUUUUAUAAGCAACAAAAAUUCAAUUUGUUAAGAGAAGAAAAUGAAGGUUAUGCCAAGCUGAUUGCUGAAUUGGGGCAAGAUUUAUCUGGAAAUAUUACUAGUGAUUUAAUCUUAGAAAAUAUCAAAUCUUUAAUAGGAUGCUUUAAUCUGGAUCCCAAUAGAGUUUUGGAUGUCAUUUUAGAAGUGUUUGAAUGCAGGCCAGAACACGAUGACUUCUUUAUAUCUUUAUUAGAAUCUUACAUGAGUAUGUGUGAACCGCAAACACUGUGUCAUAUUCUUGGGUUCAAAUUCAAGUUUUACCAGGAACCAAAUGGGGAGACUCCAUCAUCUUUAUACAGAGUUGCAGCAGUACUUCUGCAAUUUAAUCUUAUUGAUUUAGAUGAUCUUUAUGUACAUCUUCUUCCAGCUGAUAAUUGCAUUAUGGAUGAACACAAACGAGAAAUUGUGGAAGCUAAGCAAAUUGUUAGAAAACUUACGAUGGUUGUGUUGUCUUCUGAAAAAAUUGAUGAGCGAGAGAAAGAAAAGGAAAAAGAAGAGGACAAAGUAGAUAAGCCACCUGACAACCAAAAACUUGGUUUGUUGGAAGCCUUGUUAAAGAUUGGCGAUUGGCAGCAUGCACAGAACAUUAUGGAUCAGAUGCCUCCGUACUAUGCAGCUUCACAUAAACUAAUAGCCCUUGCUAUUUGCAAGCUAAUCCAUAUCACUAUUGAGCCUCUUUACAGAAGAGUUGGCGUUCCUAAAGGUGCUAAAGGCUCACCUGUUAAUGCUUUGCAAAACAAGAAAGCACCAAAGCAGGCAGAAACUUUUGAAGAUUUGAGGAGAGACGUAUUCAAUAUGUUCUGUUACCUUGGUCCCCACCUUUCUCACGAUCCCAUUUUAUUUGCAAAAGUGGUGCGCAUAGGCAAGUCAUUUAUGAAGGAGUUUCAGUCUGAUGGAAGCAAACAAGAAGAUAAAGAGAAAACGGAAGUUAUCCUUAGCUGUUUGCUUAGCAUUACUGACCAGGUACUACUUCCAUCUCUUUCUUUGAUGGACUGCAAUGCUUGUAUGUCUGAGGAACUAUGGGGGAUGUUUAAAACAUUUCCCUAUCAGCAUAGAUAUCAUCUGUAUGGCCAGUGGAAGAAUGAAACUUAUAACAGUCACCCACUUUUAGUAAAAGUUAAAGCUCAAACAAUAGACAGAGCCAAAUAUAUCAUGAAGCGUUUAACCAAGGAAAAUGUGAAGCCUUCAGGAAGACAAAUUGGGAAGUUGAGCCACAGCAAUCCAACCAUUUUGUUUGAUUAUAUCUUGUCACAAAUACAGAAAUAUGAUAAUUUAAUAACACCUGUAGUUGAUUCAUUGAAAUACCUCACAUCAUUGAAUUAUGAUGUCUUGGCCUAUUGUAUCAUUGAAGCUUUGGCUAAUCCAGAAAAGGAGAGAAUGAAACAUGAUGACACAACCAUCUCAAGCUGGCUUCAGAGUCUGGCUAGUUUCUGUGGUGCGGUUUUUCGUAAAUAUCCAAUUGAUCUUGCUGGUCUCCUUCAGUAUGUGGCCAAUCAACUCAAAGCAGGCAAAAGUUUUGACCUGCUUAUAUUAAAAGAAGUGGUACAAAAAAUGGCAGGAAUAGAAAUUACAGAGGAAAUGACAAUGGAGCAACUAGAGGCCAUGACUGGUGGGGAGCAGCUAAAAGCUGAGGGUGGUUAUUUUGGCCAGAUUAGAAACACUAAAAAAUCCUCUCAGAGAUUAAAGGAUGCAUUAUUGGACCAUGAUCUUGCUCUUCCUCUCUGUUUGCUUAUGGCUCAGCAGAGGAAUGGGGUAAUCUUUCAGGAAGGCGGAGAGAAACAUUUGAAACUUGUGGGAAAGCUCUAUGACCAGUGUCAUGAUACCCUGGUACAAUUUGGUGGGUUUUUAGCAUCAAAUCUAAGCACAGAAGAUUAUAUAAAGCGAGUGCCUUCAAUUGAUGUGCUCUGUAAUGAAUUCCAUACACCCCAUGAUGCAGCAUUUUUUCUGUCUAGGCCAAUGUAUGCGCAUCAUAUUUCGUCAAAGUAUGAUGAACUUAAAAAAUCAGAAAAGGGAAGUAAACAGCAGCAUAAAGUUCAUAAGUACAUUACGUCAUGUGAGAUGGUGAUGGCUCCUGUCCAUGAAGCAGUGGUCUCCUUACAUGUUUCCAAAGUCUGGGAUGACAUCAGCCCACAAUUCUAUGCCACAUUCUGGUCAUUGACAAUGUAUGACCUUGCUGUUCCACAUACCAGCUAUGAACGAGAAGUCAAUAAACUUAAAGUCCAGAUGAAAGCAAUUGAUGACAAUCAGGAGAUGCCUCCAAAUAAAAAGAAAAAAGAGAAGGAGCGUUGUACUGCUCUUCAGGACAAACUUCUUGAAGAAGAAAAGAAACAGAUGGAACAUGUACAGAGAGUUCUACAGAGACUGAAAUUGGAAAAGGACAACUGGCUUUUAGCAAAAUCUACCAAAAAUGAGACCAUCACAAAAUUUCUACAGCUGUGUAUAUUUCCUCGAUGUAUUUUUUCAGCAAUUGAUGCUGUUUACUGUGCUCGUUUUGUUGAAUUGGUACAUCAACAGAAAACUCCAAAUUUUUCCACACUUCUUUGCUAUGAUCGAGUUUUCUCUGACAUCAUUUACACAGUUGCAAGCUGUACUGAAAAUGAAGCUAGUCGAUAUGGGAGAUUUCUUUGCUGCAUGUUAGAGACUGUGACCAGGUGGCAUAGUGAUAGAGCCACAUAUGAAAAGGAAUGUGGAAACUACCCAGGAUUCCUUACCAUAUUACGGGCAACUGGAUUUGAUGGUGGAAAUAAAGCUGAUCAAUUAGAUUAUGAAAAUUUUCGGCAUGUUGUACAUAAAUGGCAUUACAAACUAACCAAGGCAUCGGUACAUUGCCUUGAAACGGGCGAAUAUACUCACAUCAGGAAUAUCUUGAUUGUGCUAACAAAAAUACUUCCUUGGUAUCCAAAAGUUUUGAAUCUGGGUCAGGCUUUGGAAAGAAGAGUGCAUAAAAUCUGCCAAGAAGAAAAAGAGAAGAGGCCAGAUCUAUAUGCAUUGGCUAUGGGCUACUCUGGGCAGUUGAAAAGUAAAAAGUCAUACAUGAUACCUGAAAAUGAGUUUCAUCACAAAGACCCCCCUCCGAGGAAUGCUGUGGCCAGUGUACAAAAUGGGCCUGGUGGUGGGCCUUCUUCAUCAUCGAUAGGAAGUGCAUCUAAAUCAGAUGAAAGCAGUACUGAGGAGACUGAUAAAUCAAGGGAGAGAUCUCAGUGUGGUGUGAAAGCUGUUAAUAAAGCUUCUAGUGCCACACCAAAAGGGAAUUCAAGCAAUGGAAAUAGUGGCUCAAACAGCAGCAAAGCUGUUAAAGAAAAUGACAAAGAAAAAGGGAAAGACAAAGAAAAAGAGAAAAAAGAAAAGACUCCAGCUACUACUCCAGAGGCCAGGGUACUUGGUAAAGAUGGUAAAGAAAAACCAAAGGAAGAGCGGCCAAAUAAAGAUGAAAAAGCAAGGGAGACCAAGGAAAGAACGCCUAAGUCUGACAAAGAAAAAGAAAAAUUCAAGAAGGAAGAAAAAACUAAAGAUGAGAAAUUCAAGACGACUGUUCCCAUCGUAGAAUCAAAAUCGACUCAAGAAAGGGAAAGAGAGAAGGAGCCAUCCAGAGAAAGAGAGAUAGCAAAGGAAAUGAAAUCAAAGGAAAAUGUUAAAGGAGGAGAAAAAACAACAGUUUCUGGGUCCUUGAAGUCACCUGUUCCCCGAUCAGAUAUUGCAGAGCCUGAAAGGGAACAAAAACGCCGCAAAAUUGAUACCCACCCUUCUCCGUCACAUUCCUCCACAGUAAAGGACAGUCUCAUCGAACUCAAGGAGUCUUCCGCAAAGCUCUACAUUAAUCAUACUCCUCCACCACUGUCCAAGAGUAAGGAGAGAGAAAUGGACAAGAAAGAUUUGGACAAGUCAAGGGAAAGAUCCAGAGAAAGAGAGAAAAAAGAUGAAAAGGACAGGAAAGAGCGGAAAAGGGAUCACUCAAACAAUGACCGGGAAGUGCCACCAGACUUAACCAAGAGGCGGAAAGAGGAAAAUGGAACAAUGGGGGUUUCAAAACACAAAAGUGAAAGCCCAUGUGAGUCUCCUUAUCCAAAUGAGAAAGACAAGGAAAAAAAUAAGUCAAAAUCUUCAGGCAAAGAAAAAGGCGGUGGUGAUUCAUUUAAAUCUGAGAAGAUGGAUAAAAUCUCUUCUGGUGGCAAGAAGGAAUCCAGGCAUGAUAAAGAAAAGAUAGAAAAGAAAGAGAAAAGGGACAGUUCUGGAGGAAAGGAAGAGAAGAAACAUCAUAAGUCCUCGGACAAGCACAGAUAAUGAAGACUUUCAGCCAAGGGAAUGGACAGACCCCUAAGCUGAAGGUCUCCCAGAGGCGGAUGCCAAAGCUCCAUGCGUCACUCUAAGAACGAUCUCUCCCAUAAUUAAGAGCUUCUGGUGCUGUCCAUUUAAUGGGAAUCUGCUUUAAGUCAGAAGAUGAAUAUACACCAAUAUCCUCUUGAUGAGACAUUCCAAAGUCACUGAUUUUCAGAACAUUAUUUUCACCUCCAAGCAGUUUCUUGCAGCAAGGUCCCUGUGCAUACAAUUUUUACUUGAGAUACGCCAUCCAGAAGCAGCAUCUAAUGAAAAUUUCACUAACUAACUGAAUUUUAGUUCAUCCUUCUUUCUCAGAAAGGAGAGGAAACCACGUCGUGGAACCAGUUCCUUAAAGAUGUAGAUAGGCUGUCUUUGUGUGCGAACUCCUAUAAGUUUGACAACGUUGGGAUGAUUAUGUCACUUGAGGAUUUUGGCUUCUUGUAAAAAUUUUAAUUUCAGUUCCUGGAAAAGAUCUUCUUUACAUGUUUUAAUAUCAACAUGAAUUUUAUCCUUUAAUGUCCCCUUAAGUAUGUCAUUACAAUUUCCCUUGCCUAGUAAUUCUCCUAAUGUGAUGUCUUCAUGAUUGAGAACCCAUUUCUUAUUCUACUAAUUAUGGUCAUAUGGACACCAUAAUGUUCUUUAUUGGAACAUUACCUUUUUUUCAAUUUAAGAAAUUGAGAUAUUCACCAUUUUAAAGUGUACAAUUCAAUGGUUUUUAGUAUAUUCAUUAUAUUGUGCAAUCAUCACCACUGUCUAAUUUCAAAACAUUUCUCUCACCUCCAAAAGAAGCCCCAUGUUUGUUAGCAGUCACUCUUAAUUCUCCCCUUCCUCCAACCCCUGAAAACCACUAAUGUACUUUGUACGGAUUUGCCGAUUUUGGACAUUUCAUAUGAAUGGAAUCAUGCAAUACUGUGGCCUUUUGUGUCCGGGUUCUUUCACUUAGCAUCAUG